GCGCCAAGUUAUCAGCUGAUUUUUCAGUAUACUCUGGGAGUUUAUGUGAGUGUGUGUCUUUGCUAGAGGGACGGAGCACGUUGUGUUUCAUAUACAUUAUCUCCAAAUUCUAUGAAUGUAAUCCCUUCCAUGGAUGGUGGCCAUGGAUGUUGUCCGCCCAACACUUAACAGCUCCGAGAAACCGAAUCACUUACAUUACCUCCGUGAUUUUCGAGUAGAAGCGUGUCCUCAUUUUAAACAACAUCAGUGCCAACAGCAUCGUCCAUAUACUUGUUUUAACUGGCAUUUUGCUAAUCAGCGAAGACGUCGUCCUAUAAGACGAUCGGAUGGUACUUUCAACUACUCGGCUGAUGUGUACUGUGACAAGUAUGACGAAAACACUGGUGUAUGUCCAGAUGGAGAUAGUUGCAGUUUCUUACAUCGCGUAGCGGGCGAUGUAGAACGUAAAUAUCAUUUACGGUAUUAUAAAACUGCGAUGUGUGUACAUCCAACAGAUGCACGUGGUAUUUGCGCGAAAAACGGUCCUCACUGUGCGUUUGCACACAGUGUUCAGGAUCUUCGACAGGCCGUACAUGAUUCUCAGGAAAGUCAAAAUGGCGCCUUAUUAGAUCCAGAAAAUCGCGAAAGGACUAGUUUUGUUGUGGAAGACCCGCUUUGGCAUGACCAAGUUCAUGUUUUGUCGUGCUAUAAAACUGAACAAUGCAAAAAACCAGCUCGCCUUUGCCGUCAAGGUUAUGCUUGUCCAUUUUACCACAACUCGAAAGAUCGUCGAAGACCUCCAGCUGUGCAUAAGUAUCGAUCAACUCCGUGUCCAACAGCAAAGUCAGCAGAUGAGUGGUUAGAACCAGAGCAGUGUGAGAAUGGCGACGAUUGUGGAUACUGUCAUACAAGGACUGAGCAGCAGUUUCAUCCUGAAAUAUAUAAGUCAACUAAAUGUAACGAUAUGCUUGACCAUGGUUAUUGUCCUCGUGCCGUGUUUUGCGCAUUUGCGCACCACGACUCAGAGUUGCAUGUCCAACGUGCUCCAUAUUAUCGGCCAAGUAACAAUCCAGAUGCACCUAUACCGCCGAAACAGAACAACAGUUCUACCAGUUCAGGGAACGCAGAACCUGUAGCUUCUCCUACAGCUCGGCCAGAAAACCAUAUAAUGCAGUCAGUAACAUCAACCGCAACACCCACCUAUUCAGCAGUUUUGAAGCAGAGACAAGCGCCAGGAAAAAAUGCUUCAUCAGCUGGUGGCGAUGAAGGGUCUCAAAACAGUUAUCCAAAAGCUCCGGGAUUUGAACGUGUUCAAAUUUCGCCACAGCGCAUAGCAGAUAGCGCCAUUGGUCGCAUACGAACAUCUUCAUUAAAUAUGGGACAGCUAGAUCUAGGAUAUUCAGUAACAAGUGCUAACGAAGCUUUAGUAUCAUCGUUGCCCACUUUCCCAUCACUGAGUACUCUUGCUCGAUCCACAUCAGAUGCGCCGAUACGCGUACUGCCGGCAGCGAUUGAUGAACUUUCUUUGGAUGAACUAUCAAGCAGUGCACUCUCUCCUAUAUCCGAACAAAAAGAACACAAGUUCUUGUGUGAUUUUUUUACCAACCCACCUAUGACGUCUUCUUCACCAAUGCAAAUCCCCAAUUCGAACUCACCAUUUGGCUCUCCACCGCUAGCUUCCCUUGGCGAAUCAUUGUUUCAACAAAAUAAACGGACUCUUGAUUUGCCUUCAGCGGCUCCACAGUUGAAGGGGUUAAUGGCAUUACCAGGAACGCUAGGUUCAGAUCUUUUGAAAACGGACUUAUCAAUGCCACAACACGAAAUGAGCAAGGAGGAAUUACAAAAGGAAUUAAAGAGGAAAUGUGAGGAGCUCGUUGCUCACCAUCAGAAAUUAACUGCAUGGGAAGAAGGCCUGAAACAAGCACGUCAAGCUUGCGAAGCAUGGAAAAAAGACGCCGAGUAUUAUCGUUGUGUUGCAGAACAGGCAGAAGUUGACAAAUCAAAAGCGCUGUAUGAACGGGACCAGGCACUACUACAACUUGAUUUGCUCAAGCGUGAAUUGCGAGUAAAUACAGCAGUUCGACCGCCGUCACCGAUAGAUUCUUUACAAAAUUUCUCGUCUUUAGGAUCAUUCAAUUUGUUUAUGCCGAUUGAAACCGAUGUUCAGAAUGAAAGCGGCGGUCCGGUAUGUGCCCGCUGUGGGCGCGAAAAAAGAGCCGAUUCUAGGAAUCCUUCUUGCCGCCUUUGCUGUAGUUGAUUUUUACAAAAUUUCCGUAUACGUAAUCAUAGGAAAAUAAUCUUUUUUACGUGUUCUUUCUUUUCCUGCCCCCUGUUUGAUGAAUUUAAAUACAUUUAGAGUUCCAGCUUUUCUGUGAAGUUGCGCGGUGCUUUUUUUAUUUCCAUGUACGCAAAUUGUUUUCUUGGAUUUUUCAAAACUUUCUUGUCUGUUCCCGAUUAUAUUUCCAAAAAGGUGUUUUAUUUCUGUGACAAGCUUUAUUGUACAUAGGUUUUUUAAAUAGGGCAUUUAUCACUAAUCAUUCGCUUUGUAAUACGAUGGUCAGAAUUUAGUUUUAAUCCAGUCAAAUAAUUCCGGUAUUUUUUGAUCAGGUAGGAUUUUGUGUAGCACCCUCUUUGGAAUCAGAAAAUAUGCAAGAGCGAAAGUUCUUCCUUGAUUGACUAGGCCAGCUUCACCAGACUGUCAGUGUUAUAUAACAGACGUGCUCUCGUAUUAUAAAGUCUAACGACUCACUUUUAAUGCUGGUACCUAAAGCAAUCGGACAGAUGAUAUAGGGCUCACUAAAUAUAAGUUCAAGAGUCCAGCGAAUUAAGAGUUUGUUCUUCGUAGUGUAAUUUUGUGUAACUGCCAUCAAAUAUUUGAAAUGAAAAGCAGAGGGAAAAAGGCCUUAAUAAGAUUUCAGAUAUUAAAUCAGGGUUUCGCCUGUUCACAGCUGAUUAACUGAUAUGUCCUCUUCAUGUACAGAAACUUAUGAUUGUCCGGAUUUCACAUACUUGUUGAAGAGGAUCUUUGUUAUUUACAAUAAACC
Messenger RNA from Loa loa (African eye worm), 3023 nucleotides. RefSeq names its product zinc finger protein. Bases 134 to 2236 code for a protein of 700 amino acids. Gene Ontology annotation, molecular function: metal ion binding. Lineage: Eukaryota; Metazoa; Nematoda; Chromadorea; Rhabditida; Onchocercidae. The record is from RefSeq and is a predicted model, not a curated record. The transcript has 13 exons.